GAAUGCAUCAGAAAAAACUCUGACAUGCCAAGACUCUAUCAGCAUCCAAUAUUAUCAGAUGUGGUCGUGGUUGAAUCACAUGGAAGAAAAGGUGUUGAACCAGCUGUCAAGGAAGUCAUUGUUGAUAUUCCAUGUGGAAAUGCAGUCCUUAGAGGUGCCAAGGUCUAUGUACCUGGGAUCCUCAGUUAUGAUCCAAGCAUUCAGGAAGGAGACAGAGUCUCAGUCUAUUGUGACACACUGAAGAAGUGUCUCAAGGGGAGUACAGAGCUGUUCACUGGAAAGAAACAUUUCCUGGGAAAUGGAAUUGCUGCCAUAAGCAGGCACCAGAUCUUCAAGCAGAAUAUCACUAAGGGUGUAGCAGUGGACAUAUGUGAGUCAACAGUGAAUCUACCAAGUUUGGGAGAUUUCCUCACUUCAUAUGGAUUCCUUCAGAACAUUCCAUCUAUACUUUGCUGUCAUAUCUUGGGUCCUGAACCUGGUGAUAUAAUACUAGAUAUGUGUGCUGCUCCUGGUGGUAAAGCUACUCAUAUUGCUUCCCUCAUGUGCAACAAGGGCAUGGUGAUUGCAGUUGACAGGAGCAGACGCAAGGUAGAGGAAAUCUCCAGAAAUGCUGAGAAGUUGAAGAUCAUAAACUUGCAUGGAUUUGUUGGAGAUUCAACAAAAGCCAUUUCCACAUCUGCGGAAUUUAUGGGAAAACCGCAUGGACCUCCUUUUCUUCCAGAGAGCUUUGAUAAGAUACUCCUAGAUCCUCCUUGUAGUGCCUUGGGGCAGAGACCUGAGCUUGGUGGUCCCUGUCAUACUGAACAUCUGCAUACAUACCCUGGUCUUCAGAGGAAGCUUUUUGCUCAGGCUGAAGGCCUUUUGCGACCAGGUGGAACUCUUGUAUACAGUACCUGCACAAUUACUCUUCCUGAGAAUGAAGGCUUGGUGAAUUGGGCAUUACAUGAAUUUUCUUCCUUGAGGCUGGUUCCAGCAUUACCAAAGUUGGGUGGAUCAGGUUCUCAGGACUCCAAGCUGAGUACAGAAGACAGGGAGAAAGUUCAGAGAUUCUCUCCUUGUAUUUGUGACUUAUUAGAUCAUUCAUCCUGUGAUAAUGACACUAUUGGAUUUUUUAUUGCCAAAUUUGAGAAAUGCCUCCAUUGAAAUAUCC
Molecule: messenger RNA, 1150 nt
Organism: Darwinula stevensoni
Lineage: Eukaryota; Metazoa; Arthropoda; Ostracoda; Podocopida; Darwinulidae
Source: the annotation of a GenBank genome assembly